This is a messenger RNA of Phyllostomus hastatus (greater spear-nosed bat), 2082 nucleotides long. It is a transcript of the gene GAL3ST3, whose product is annotated as galactose-3-O-sulfotransferase 3. Gene Ontology annotation, biological process: glycolipid biosynthetic process. Lineage: Eukaryota; Metazoa; Chordata; Mammalia; Chiroptera; Phyllostomidae. The transcript has 3 exons. Gene Ontology annotation, cellular component: membrane. Gene Ontology annotation, molecular function: galactosylceramide sulfotransferase activity. Bases 293 to 1591 code for a protein of 432 amino acids. The record is from RefSeq and is a predicted model, not a curated record.
AGUCGAGAGCAGCGAAGCCCAGCAGACGCUGCCACCUGAUCCCAUCCAGGCUCCGAGAGGCGAGCAACGGGUACUUGGUGCGCAGGGCCCCAGCACCCGCGGCCCCGCAGCGGAUCUCAGGAGACGGGUUGGGAGGUAGCGGCGACCACCCGCCACCCAGGUCGGAGGCAGAGCCCUCGCGCCUCGCAGGAACCCUGGCCCUGCUGCCAGAGCCUCAGGAGCCCCCAUGAGCGCCAGCGAAGGGCGUCCCGGAUAGUGAGACCCUGGCCAGCCCGGGGGUGCGCGCCCCGUCAUGCCCACCGUCCUCCAGCGCCUGCAGCAGGCCACGAAGAUGAUGAGCCGCAGGAAAAUCCUGCUGCUGGUGCUGGGGUGCAGCACGUUGAGCCUCCUCAUCCACCAGGGGACACAACUCAGCUGGUACCCCAAGCUGUUCCCUCUGAGUUGCCCGCCUCUGCGGGACUCGCCGCCGCGCCCCAAGCACAUGACCGUGGCCUUCCUGAAGACACAUAAGACUGCGGGCACUACGGUGCAGAACAUCCUGUUCCGCUUCGCGGAGCGCCACAACCUGACGGUGGCCCUGCCGCACCCGACCUGCGAGCACCAGUUCUGCUAUCCGCGAAACUUCUCGGCGCACUUCGUGCACCCGGCCACGCGCCUGCCGCACGUGCUGGCCAGCCACCUGCGCUUCGACCGGGCGGAGCUCGAGCGCCUCAUGCCACCGGGCACCGUCUACGUCACCAUCCUGCGCGAGCCGGCUGCCAUGUUCGAGUCGCUCUUCAGCUACUACAACCAGUACUGCCCCGCCUUCCGGCGCGUGCCCAACGCGUCGCUCGAGGCCUUCUUGCACGCGCCCGAGACCUACUACCGCGCGGGCGAGCACUUCGCCAUGUUCGCGCACAACACGCUGGCCUACGACCUGGGCGGCGACAAUGAGCGCAGCCCGCGUGAGGACGCCGCCUACUUGGCGGGCCUCAUCCGCCAGGUGGAGGAAGUCUUCUCGCUGGUCAUGAUCGCCGAGUACUUCGACGAGUCGCUCGUGCUGCUGCGGCGGCUCCUGGCCUGGGACCUGGAGGACGUGCUCUACGCCAAGCUCAACGCGCGCGCGGCCAGCUCGCGCCUGGCCAGCAUCCCCGCGUCUCUGGCGCAGGCCGCACGCGCCUGGAACGCGCUCGACGCGGGCCUCUACGACCACUUCAACGCCACCUUCUGGCGCCGCGUGGCGCAUGCUGGCCGUGCCUGCGUGGAGCGCGAGGCGCGGGAGCUGCGUGAGGCCCGGGAGCGCCUGCUGCGGAGCUGCUUCGGCGAGGAGCCCGUGCUACGGCCCGCCGCGCAGAUCCGCACCAAGCAGCUGCAGCCCUGGCAGCCCAGCCGCAAGGUGGACAUCAUGGGCUACGACCUGCCCAGCGGUGUUGCCGGCCCGGCCACUGAGGCCUGCCUCAAGCUGGCCAUGCCCGAAGUACAGUACUCCAACUACCUGCUGCGCAAGCAGAAGCGCCGGGUUGGUGUUCGGGCCCGGCCCGAACCGGUCCUGGACAAUCCCCCACCGCCUCGGCCCAUCCGGGCACUGCCCCGCAUUCCCCAAGGCCACUGAGCUCCUGGAGUCUGGCCUGGGGCUGCCUCCAGGUUCUGCCUCAUUUGGGCCCCAACUUCCGAAAGGCUUAAGCCUCACGCCGUCCUUGGGGGUGCGUCUCCCUAUCUGAGCCCGCCUCCCUGGGGUGGGCUGAACCCUGCCACCCGGGAGGGUGCGGAUAGGCCCGACUGAGGCCCGGGCCAUCCUGUCCUGCUUCCUAACUGGCUGGCGACUUUUCCAGGCGGUCUCGGGCCUGUCCAGAACUGUCUAGUUUGCCUUUCUCUGGGUCUUUUCCCAGCGAAUGAGCGCAGGCCGCAGAGGGGGGCUCUGCCUGCCAGCCUCCGGGGGCUCUUGCUCUUCUUCACAGGGUCAGAGGCCCCCACACCACCUGUCUUCCAGGUUCCACCCUCACCACAGACCUAAGCUGCUCCCAGACUCCCAGAACCAAGAGUUCUUGGGUUGGGCUUUUUGUUGGUUUUUGUUUUUUAAAUAAAAUAUCCUUAAGAUGUGCA